GGCCCGCCUCUGUUCAUGCCCUGUCUGCCGUCUGUUGCAGUGAUCCGAGCAAAGGCCGUCUCCCUAAUUGAGGUGGAUUCUGGGAACGAUGUUUACGGGAAUCCGAUCAAACGAAUCCAGUACGAGAUCAAGCAGAUCAAGAUGUUCAAGGGGCCGGAGCAGGACAUAGAGCGCAUCUACACGGCGCCGUCCUCGGCUGUGUGCGGCGUGGCGCUGGAAACCGGCGGGAAGAAGGAAUAUCUCAUCGCAGGCAAGUCCGAAGGCAACGGCAAGAUGCACGUCACGCUCUGCGACUUCAUCGUCGCCUGGGACUCCCUGAGCGCCACGCAGAAGAAGAGCCUGAACCAGCGGUACCAGAUGGGCUGCGAGUGCAAGAUCUCCCGGUGCCCCUCCAUCCCCUGCUUCGUCUCCUCUCCGGACGAGUGUCUCUGGACAGACUGGGUGACGGAGAAGAACAUCAAUGGGCGGCAGGCGAACCAUUACGCCUGCAUCAAGCGGAGCGACGGCUCGUGCGCGUGGUACCGCGGCGUGGCCCCCCCCAAGCAAGAGUUUCUCGACAUCGAGGACCCCUAAGCGGGGCGGCUGCGUUCCCACCCCAGUAGAAAGGCCUGCAAGAGAUGAGCCUGGUCCACUCUGACAUCACUUCCUGGAAACAGCAUGAAAAUACGCUCUCCCCAGCAGGCCCCGGCGGGGGGUAAAUGCCAGGUGCUUCCCAAGCGCUGCUGGCCCCUUCCCGUCCCUUCCCUUCCCAGCGGCCAGUCCCGAGCCGCCCGCACCUGGACCCCGGUCCAUGUCUCUCCUU
Molecule: messenger RNA, 802 nt
Organism: Pelodiscus sinensis (Chinese soft-shelled turtle)
Lineage: Eukaryota; Metazoa; Chordata; Testudines; Trionychidae
Source: RefSeq, a predicted model, not a curated record